Molecule: messenger RNA, 1250 nt
Organism: Saprolegnia diclina VS20
Lineage: Eukaryota; Oomycota; Saprolegniomycetes; Saprolegniales; Saprolegniaceae
Exons: 5
Coding region: 1-1104 (367 amino acids)
Source: RefSeq, a predicted model, not a curated record
AUGAACAUCUGCUGCAUUGCCCAGGCUGUUGCGACGUUCACUUUCGGAAAACCAGAGAACACGGCGAUGAUGCUGUCCGAAGACGAUGUGUUGGACGCGGCGAUCAUGGACAGCCUCUUGGACUCGGUCCUCGCUGCGCCGCCACGUCCCAACUACCAAGUGCGUCAGAGGCAUGAGCUCGUGCACCUGCGCGACGAGGCCAUGACGCUCACGGCACACCUCUCGGCGCUGCGCAGCAUCAAGCGUGUCGAGGUCGAGGCGAGCACCGGCGCCUGGGAAAAGAUUGCGCGCAACCAAAAGCUUGCGCUGGACACCGCGGUGCUUGAGAACACGCGCUUGAAGCGGGCGCUCGAAGACCAUAUCGAGUUUGCCGAGGCGCUCCAGCAUGCUAUGACCAAGCGGCCACGCCUCUCGUCGAUGGCGGCCGCCGACUUUGUCGACUGGAAAGUCCGCCGUUUGCCGCUCGAUCCCGUUGGGCGCCGCGCCGCCUUUGAUGGCAUGAUGAACGACGCGUACAACGCCCUCGAGACGCUCUACGUGCGCUCCGGUAUCCUCGACGCCGCGAGUGGCCAUCACGUGGUGACGGUCCACGAAGCUGUCGAUGCACUCUGCGUCAACAUGAACAGCGUCGCCGAGGUCGCCAAAAACCAUUAUGCGUGCAGCGACUCAGUCUGGACGUUUAUGAAGAGCAAGAGCAACGACAUGUUGCCGCACGUCACAUUCGAGGUCGUCGAGACCUUUGGCGACGACGGCAUUUACAUUCGCAUCACGGCUGCGGCACAGGCGGGCACACCCUGCACGCACCUCAUGUUCGCCAUGAAGCGCUUUGUCGAAGACGAUAAGAUCACGCUGGUGCUCAAGACGUUCCUGGAAGACGCGAGCCACACGCCGCCUUCGGAUGUCCUCGUUGGCAACCACACGGCCUGCGUCGUUUUCGAAGCGAUGGGCAACCACCGAACCUGCCGGCGGUUCUGUGCCGAAGGCAAGUUCCCAACGACGGUGCCGGCGGCGAAUCCGCUACUGCUCGAGCCGGUGCCGCCGUCGGACGCUCUGGCCAACCUCAUGGAGCCCAUCUUUACAGCCCUCGAAGAAAGCCUGCAAUGAGAUAUCAGAGGUCGCGACCCAUUUAAUCUAGUCAUGUGUAUGUGUGCGAAGGCGGAACGGUGGGUUGUCGUCAGCGUGAAGACAUACAUGGAAAUGACUGCCAUUGUCUUGGCGAUAGAGGCGCACAAGCAUCGGUAGCGCAAUCG